GCAGACCCCGGGCUACCUGAUAAAUGUAUCUGGUGGCUUGCCAUACACCGCUCGGCUCCUUCCGCGUUCCUCCACGGAGAUCACGUGGCUCGGCGCCGCGCCCGCGCGCCCGUGCUGCAACAGCGGCCGUUAACGGCGGACAUGCGCGCGGCUCUGCGGUGGAAGUUGGUGAAGUUCGUCGGCGCCGGGACGCUCCUGGUUCUGGCCGCAGCGGUCAGCCUGAGGACGCCGGCGGAGGAGCUGAGCCCCCUCUCCGCGGAGGAGCACCGGCUGCUCUCCCCCCUCACAUACCGGUACCUCCUCAACCAGCCGGACGCGUGCCGGGACAGAAGCCCCCUCCUGGUGCUGCUCGUGCCUGUCGCCCCCCAGGACUCCGCGGCCCGGGGGGCGGUCCGGAGGACGUGGGGCUCCGCAGAGCGGGACGUCCUGACUCUGUUUUUCUCCGGACUUCCUGGAGCGCAGCUGCAGCCCAGCCUGCAGGGAGCGCUACAGGAGGAGAGCCGCCUGCACGCAGACAUCAUCCAGAUGGACUUUCUGGACUCUUACCAGAACCUGACCAUCAAAACCAUGAUGAUGAUGAAGUGGUUCUCCACCUUCUGCCCCCACGCCGCCUUCGGCAUGAAGGUGGACGCAGACGUCUUCGUGAACGUCUUCCUCCUGCUGGAACGGCUGCAGCGCUCCCCCCGGCGCGGCUUCAUCACGGGCUCGGUGAUCUACGACGGCCAGCCCCGGAGGGAUCCGAACAGCAAAUGGUUCUUGUCAGAGGAGCGUUACCGCGACCACACGUUCCCGCCCUACGUUUCUGGAGCGGGCUACGUCUUCUCAGGUGACAUGGCGGGAAGGAUCUCCUGGGCCUCCAGGUUUGUGCGGAUGAUCCCGCUGGAAGACGUGUACGUGGGCCUGUGUCUGCGUGUGCUGGACGUGCGGCCGGUUUACUCUCGCAGCGGGAUGUUCCUCAGGAACCUGUUUGAAAUCAGAACCCUGAAGUACGACAGGUGCACGUUCGCCAGGCUGCUGAUUGUCAACAGGUACAGGCCGGCAGAGCUGCUGCAGAUGUGGAAGGACUUCUCUGAGAGCCGGGCAGGAUGCUGAAGCUUCCUCUGGAGAAGAUGGAGCCGGAGAAUGUAAAAGGUCAGGAAGAGGCUGAAUCAACAUUAUAUGAAGUCUCUCGAAAAAAAAAAAAACAAAUCUUUUGCUGCAUAAUUAGAUUUUACGGCAUGUAUUUCCGCUUCUUAAAUUCCCUGUAAAAACAAGAAAGUGAAAGCAAAAAGAAUGAAGACAAAGUGGAACUGAUAGUUCUAGGAUUUCGGAGCCAAAUUGAAAGCAGCAGUUUGAAAAAAAAAACAGUUAAAAUCCUCAAAAUCAAACCUAAUAAAAUAAUUCAUCAGAAGAAGAAAUGUCUCAGAUUCACAGAUGAAAACAAAGGAUCUGCAAUGAAAAGCUAAAAUAAGACUGGAGGGAUUACCUGUUCAGAACUGUUGAUGGAUCGGGAAGAUCAGGAUCUGCAGAGUUCAACAGUAAGAACAGCAGCUGAAGUGGAGUUUGCUUCAUGGUUUUCAGCCCCCCCCCAUUCUGCUCAGGGAAACGUCAGACGUCAGUCAGUUUGUGAUUUGCAGGAUGUUGAUUUUUUUCAAUCUGCUGAAGGAUGCUCGGACACUGUGUGCCUUAAGAUGAAGACGUUUACCUGCUGACGUCACUACGACCUUUCACCUUCAGGAACUACGAGGAGGAUUUGAGCUGAACGUCAGUCAGCAGGUAGAGCUAGUAAAGCCAUAUUCUGAGAAUCAAACCAUCCAAAGUUUCCCUGUGACCUGUUCUGCUGUUCUGAUCCGUUCUGCUGGUCUGACCCGUUCUGCUGUUCUGAUCCGUUCUGCUGUUCUGACCCAAAGUGCUCUUUAGUUUAUUACUGUUCACAGCUGCCUUUAAACCUCAGGAGGAUGAACAUUUUAUGAGGUUUUGCCUUUUAUUUUGUAUUUGUCAUAUUUAUCUGCAGUCACUUGAUGAACAGCAGUUUUCUGAUGCUGUUUCCAUCCACCUGACGAGCAACAUGUACCACAAGAACACGGAAGUCCUUAAAACCAUUACCCUGACCUGCAGUUUCCUCAGUACUGGAUGUCAGGGAGGCGUCUCCCUCUGAGUGUCUGAUAUGACCCUUGAUCUCGCUGUCUUAGGCUGUACGUUCCUCCACUGGACCACUCUGCUGAUCUAGAUGUUAGGAAGCCUCUCCAGACAGAGUCCGACCCCCAAACGCCUCAAAGGUUCAUGCUUUGAUCUGAAUGCUGAAUCAGAUCUAUGUACAUCCAGCUUGUCUGCACCGUCAGAACUUAUCGCUGCUGCUGUCAUCAUGCUGGAAAUCUGAGGAAAACUUCAAUAAAUCUGAUUGUCUUUGUCAAUCCAGAAUGUUUGGAAAGCUUUUCUGUCAUUUUACAGUCACUUUACAAUAUUUAUCAUUGUUACAAUAAAUGUAAGGAAUGUAAGAUGGGGGAAUUUGUCUGUGUCAUUUGGUGAUUUCACUCAUUUAUUUCAGUAAAGAUGUACAGAGUUCUCCUGAAAACUAUAUUUAUUUUUAGUUCAUUUUAUGAAUGUGUAAAACUAAGUUUGAAAACUAAAAAAUCCUAAAAAAAAAACAAAACUCUAAAAUUAACUAGAUAAAAUAAACUGCCUGUUAAAAAUAUUAAAAUCAAUUACAAACAAUGGUCAAUAAUUUAAAUACAAUAAAAACAUUGUUUCCUAAAACAAAAAUGCAUCACUAAAGAGAUGUUGAACAUACAUCUGCAGUUUAACACUCCACAAGUCUUUUUUUUUUUUUUAGUUCCUCAGUAUUGAUACUUAUAAUCAGAAAAAAUGCCGGAAAAACGUAAAAACAGUAUUAUAGUUGAUCACUUCAACAUUAACCAAUCCUGAGAUCUCUGGGAUUCUGAUAUUUUUACACUAAGUCGUACUGCUAUAAUAGUGAGGAGCAGUGGCGCCCGUUCACCCCUCUGCGUCUGCAAUCGCUUGUCUGUGGUUUGCUUCCUGAGGUUACGGCGCCUCCCACUCCCUCUGCGGACCGGCGUCCUGUUGAGGGUUUUACUGAUGCAUGAGGACCCGUGAUGACCGUGGCUCGCGUCUGCCGUCUCCAGGCGUCCGAGACUACACACCUGUGGCUCAGAGGGAGUGUCAUGGAUUCGAGAGGUGGAUCGUAUCAUCGAUAAACAGAUUGGGAGUGUUUCCCAUUAAAAUAAAAAGUGUAAAACAAAAAAAAA
This is a messenger RNA of Oryzias melastigma (Indian medaka), 3245 nucleotides long. It is a transcript of the gene b3galt8, whose product is annotated as beta-1,3-galactosyltransferase 1. Gene Ontology annotation, cellular component: membrane. Gene Ontology annotation, molecular function: N-acetyl-beta-D-glucosaminide beta-(1,3)-galactosyltransferase activity. Lineage: Eukaryota; Metazoa; Chordata; Actinopteri; Beloniformes; Adrianichthyidae. The transcript has a single exon. Bases 142 to 1092 code for a protein of 316 amino acids. The record is from RefSeq and is a predicted model, not a curated record.